Molecule: messenger RNA, 2492 nt
Organism: Bombina bombina (fire-bellied toad)
Lineage: Eukaryota; Metazoa; Chordata; Amphibia; Anura; Bombinatoridae
Gene: C2H5orf34
Product: chromosome 2 C5orf34 homolog
Exons: 13
Coding region: 1-1977 (658 amino acids)
Source: RefSeq, a predicted model, not a curated record
AUGUCUGCAGAUGUUCCUAGAUUUUUGUUUCUUUUCACCGAUGACUCGGCGGAGGCACAUUAUAGUAAUGCAGCGAGAUUUCGGCUGUCUCCAUGCGGAUCGGAGUUCGAAUACGAGAUCCCCGAUGCUACAGCUCACCCACUGCAAAGGCCUGAAAGGAGGAGGCAUAGAACAGAGUUUGCGACCAGCAGUUUCCAGGGCAGAGUACUGCAGCUAUUGGAGUUCCGCAAUACAUUUUCUAGACGUCCUUUUCUGCCUUCAAACCUUAUUGCUUCGGAUAAAAAAAUUAAUCUUUUGACUGAGCUGUGUGACGUUGCAUGGCCCAGCAUUGGCAACGCAGCAGACUGGGUGACCUAUCUUGAGGAUGGCAGCGUGAAGGUUUCCUCCCUGGAUGGAAAUGCCUAUUUGUAUAUGCCUGCCAUGAUGCAAGAAUUCACUGUGAAGUUCCUGUGCCAGCUGAGCUGUAAAGUCACUUCACCAGUUUAUGAGGCGCAAUGCACAAACGAUCAUUGUCAUGAACCUAAAGUCAGAAAUGUGUCGAGUUCAGAAACUACAAAUUCUAAAGUCAGAAUCAGGUCAAAGUAUUCUUCAUACCCAUUCCAACCAAGUGAAGAGACAAUUGCAUUUAAUAAACAUGCAUUUCAGUAUACGUGGCAACUUCAGAGCUUUUCUGUGUUUUCAUGUCCUCCCGCAUUUCAUUACCCAAUGGCCUUAGCCAUUUAUUUUCAUCAAAAACGGACGGAACAAACGGAGGAAAGUGACUCUCCAACAAAGGCUGAGGUUGCAGCUGAAGCCUUUAUUAAGGGUCAUGAAAAUGGAGCAGUUUCCAAUUUACCUACAGCUUUACCAUUAAGCUGUCGCGCAGCCCACUUUCACAGUCUGUGUGCUUUUUUUUUCCUUAGAUGGAAUUUCUUUGAAUUGUCACAGGAAAAACAAGAUGUUAAAUCCGCUUUGUCCCUGCUUCCUUUGAAAGUGGUGAUAAGCGGUAAUGUAACUUACAGAUUGCUUUUCGAUCGCACCGAUAUUGUGGAAAUACACCCUGGCGAUGGCUCGGUUUUCAUUUCAGAAGGGCUGUAUAUAGGAAAAUAUUUCAAGUACAGCUUUAUUAAGGAAUCACAGGUAGAAGCAAAUCCCAUGUGCCCUUCAUCUUCUGCUUUUCCUCAGUCAUACUAUGGUUUGCAGCUUCAUUUGCUUUUCGAUCGCACCGAUAUUGUGGAAAUACACCCUGGCGAUGGCUCGGUUUUCAUUUCAGAAGGGCUGUAUAUAGGAAAAUAUUUCAAGUACAGCUUUAUUAAGGAAUCACAGAAAGAAGAACGGAUUUAUGCAACAAGUGACCUUCCCCCAGACAAACCUAGAGAUUUGUAUUCAGUGCGGGAUAUAAUAACACAGGCAACAAGGUUUCUGGAAAUUUGUUAUAAAAACAAGCUCUCAUUGAACCCGGUUUCUGAAAUCUGUUGCUGGCAAAUGGAAUCUUUGGAAGACACCAAGCCUUCUGUACCAAAACGGAUUGUGAAGUCUGAUGUUCCGGGCAUAGGGAGUUUUGCAGCUUACUCUGAUAAUAUGGUGCUCGCUACAUUUUUGGAUGGUGUGAUUCUGCAUAUGAUUUGGGGAUUUUCCUUUCACAAACACAAACAGGGUCGAAUAAAAGACCAGUGGUUUCUACCUGUGGGUUCAACUGCUGUUGAAUCAGACCAUUUUGGUUGGUGUAAACUGCGCUUUCCUAAUGGAUCGACAAAAUAUGUUCGACUGCAAUGGCCAGGAUCUUAUGCAAGGUCAGUGGCAGCAGAACUACAGAAAAUACAAAGGUUUCAGUUUCUGCUUGAACAUAAUACAGUGAUGUGCAAAAAUGACAAACUUUCUAUGCAGCCAGAUCUUGACCAUAGCGACAUGCCUAGUGAAAUGAAUAUACAAUCUAUUUUAGAAAAGACAUCAAAAGCUAUAAAAGACAUUGACUUAUUGCUUUCCUCUAGAAAGUAAUAAGUAAUAACGAGCUAUGGACACAACAGGGUAGCUGCCCUACGGGACGCUCUGAUUGGACAGUAUACUAGUAUUAAUCUUUUUAUUGUUUGUUUUUAUAUUUUUCAUUUUGAGAUUUCAGAUUCAUCACAACUGUUAAAAUAAUCUCCUCUAAAUGUCUGAUAGUUUAUGUACUUUCAUAUGGUUUAUUUAAUUUAUUGCUGCAAUAUAUUAUGUAACAGAGUUUGAUAUUUUUAUUUGUUAAUAAACUGUUUUAUUUGUAUUUUUAUUUCUACAUGUAGCAAUCAUAAAUACCAAUGAAAAAAAUAUAUUUAUGGCUUCUUGUUAUUCUCUGUAUGUACUUUAUGGUAGUAGUUGUGCACCAACACUACAUCAUUUGUAUAAACUUGGUCGGUAUAUAAAUAAAAAGGUACAGUAAACAUUAUUAUUAUUAUUAUUACAAACAUUGAUGUAUAUGAUUAAUAUGGAACUGGACAGAGGGUUAACAUUGCAAAUUAAAGGGAUUUUAAAACCUG